GGAAGACUAUCGGCAAUCCAAAGCUUAAAGUUAAAGUUGGUAUAUAUUACAAAAAAAAACUGCUCCUGUCAAAGGCCUCCUCUGCGCACAAGGCCUCCUCCAGGAUGAUCCGGAACUAAACGGGGAGGUGUCCAUAUUUCCAUGAUCAAGGCGGUCCAAGGUCAUUAACAUACAAGUCUGCCGCCUUCCGGUGCGUAAGGAGGCAUGGCUGUUGGGGCUACCUUUUCCGGUCACAAUCUGCGAUUUCCAACAUCAGCUGAAGCGAUAAUGUCUUCUUAUUCCCCAAUCCCUAAGCAUCUGCCAUCGGCGUUUGCAUGUGCUGCCAUGAUCAGCAAGUCAGGCAUCUCCGCGAGGAAUUCAGUGACACAACGUCACACCAACAAUACUCCGAGGUAUGACCGGGGCUCUAACGAGGGAAAUUUGACGAAGGAUUACUUACAAGAGUCGAAAGACUUACUCAGAUCUGACGGCGGCCCGCCUCGCUGGUUAUGUCCGUUGGAUUGCUCCUCCAUCCGGCCACAACAUUCCCCGCUAUUGCUCUUUUUGCCAGGCAUUGAUGGUGUUGGGCUCGGACUUUUAUCACACCACAAAGCACUGGGAGAGAUUUUUGAGGUUUGCUGCUUGCAUAUUCCUCUAACAGAUAGAUCCACAUUUACAGAUUUGGUUAAACUUGUUGAAGAAACUGUUAGGUCUGAGUAUUCUAAUGCACCAAAAAGACCCAUUUAUCUUGUUGGGGAGUCUAUAGGCGCUUGCCUUGCACUUGCUGUUGCUGCUCGUAAUCCCGAUAUUGAUCUUGUGUUAAUUUUGGCCAAUCCAGCCACAUCUUUCAGCAGAUCUCGGCUGCACUGUUUAUUGGGUCUAACAGAUGCCACGUCUAAGCUAUCCUACCCUACCAUAAUUUACUUAUUGAGAUUUGUCUUAGGUAUUCCUUUAAGAAUGACUGUGUCUAUAUUUGGAAAAAGGUUGUCUAUGCAACAAACAGCUGAGGAGCUAACUCAAAAUGCUGCAGCUCUUUCAUCCUGUGUUUUUGUGCUGGCUCAUGUUUUACCAUUAGAAACACUUUUUUGGAGGCUGAAGAUGCUUAAGUCAGCUGCAGCUUAUGUUAAUUCUAGACUCCAUGCAGUUAAAGCCCAAACAUUGAUACUCUCUAGUGGUAGAGAUGAACUUCUACCCAGUCAAGAUGAAGGUGAAAGACUUCGCCGUGUCCUACCAAAUUGCGACAUCCGAGAAUUUAAUGACUGCGGUCAUGCCCUUUUCAUGGAAAAAGACAUGGAUUUAGUCUGUGUCAUUAAAAAAGCUGGAAUUUAUAAACGUGGAGUGCGCCGUGACUGUGUCUCAGAUUACCUGCUACCAAAACUUUCAGAGUUUCAAAGAGUGUAUGAACCAUUCAGGUGGACCGAGGUUGCCUUCAAUCCUGUGAUGGUCUCGACCUUGGGAAAUGGGAAGAUUGUGGAAGGACUUGCUGGGAUUCCAUCAGAGGGACCUGUUUUAGUUGUCGGUUAUCACAUGAUGCUGGGAGCCGAACUGAUUCCUUUGGUGUCCCGUUUUUUGCUCGAGAAGGAGGUUGUCCUUCGCGGGAUGGGUCAUCCUAUGAUGUUUUCAAGACAGGGAGAAGGGGGGUUGUUACCGGAGUUAUCAUCAUAUGAUCCAUUCCGGUACAUGGGCGCUGUGCCUGUAUCUGCCUCCAACUUCUUUAAACUUAUGUCCUCAAACUCCCAUGUCCUACUCUAUCCAGGUGGUAUGCGGGAAGCUCUUCACCGGAAGGGUGAAGAAUACCAGUUGUUCUGGCCAGAGCAGUCUGAAUUCGUGAGGAUGGCAGCCAGAUUCGGAGCCAAAAUUAUACCUUUUGGCGUUGUUGGAGAAGAUGACAUUGGUGAAUUGCUCUUCGAUUACCAUGACCUGAUAAAAAUCCCAUAUUUCAAGGAUGCCAUAGAGAAACUAACUGCUGAGGCAGUAAAGUUGAGGAGUACUGCAGAAGGUGAACUUGCAAACCAAGAUGUUCAUCUCCCGAUCAUUCUUCCAAAACUACCUGGCCGCUUUUACUAUUAUUUCGGGAAGCCAAUUGAAACAGAAGGAAGAGAGGAUCUGAAAAGGAGGGACAAAGCGCAUGAAGUGUAUCUGGAGGUGAAAUUAGAAGUGAACAAAUGCAUAGCUUAUUUGAAGGAGAAGAGAGAGAAGGAUCCAUACAGGAAUUUAGUAGCUCGCUUGCAUUACCAGGCUACUCAUGGCUUUCGUUCUCAAGUCCCCACUUUUGAACUCUAAUUAGUCCUGUUGGUGCUUCUUCUCCACUCACGGGGUUCUCCUCUACUGCGACCACAACAUUCAACCCUCAAUCCCAAUUUACAGAGGUCUGCUAAACGAACCAAUCAAUACCUAUUAUGGUCAUGCAUGUCUUUUUUUUGUAAUUAUAAAUGUAAGAAACGUUUUAUUAUUGAAGUGCUGUGGUUCGGCACUGCUCAUUCUCACUCAUAGUCAUACAUAUGAGGAUUAUAAUAACAAUCACUUACUGCCGUCAAUGGCAUUAUAGGCCCAUAGGGGUGUGCAAGUGAGAUCAGAUACUCAAGUGGCCAGGUACAAUUCUCAGGAAUGAUGACAAACAUAGUUUAUUAUACUGCUAUUUAAAAGACAGUAUUCAAGCCCAAAUGAUAUCUGAUAGUGUGAAAAAAGAAGAAAGGUGUCACUUUAGUACAUGAACUUGUAUCAAGGGAAGUAAAAAGUACACUAUUUAU
This is a messenger RNA of Cuscuta europaea, 2729 nucleotides long. The record is from the annotation of a GenBank genome assembly. NCBI's taxonomy places the organism in Eukaryota, Viridiplantae, Streptophyta, Magnoliopsida, Solanales, Convolvulaceae.